AUGAUUCCCCAUCGAAGCACGGGGCUGUUGGCUAUCAUUGUCUUUGUUGCGCUCCUCCUGUUUAUCUUUUCGUCCUCUCCCAUCCCUGAGCCAACAGUGGAAGGAGAGGAGGGAUCAGAGCCAGCUAAAUAUCAUGUGCCUUUACCGAAACUCCCAUCGCUGAGCAAUUUCCACCUGCCGUCCUUCCGUCCUCCAUCGCACGAGCCUCCAGUCGAGCAAUCAAACAGCACGAGCGGCGAGUCGAAGUGGUUUACCACAUGGGAAUGGAAGAACCCGUUCUCGUCGGCCAUUACCCUGGAUGAGAGCCGCUCCGUCCUUCCUCCGCUGCAGGAACGCCGUCGAAUCUACACCUAUUAUAAUCCCGAAUACAAUCCCAAGAAGCACCAUGGCAAGGACUUGAAGGAUGACCACACUUCCGAUGACCAACUCCUGUUCACCUGGCGACGAGCUUGGUUCGCGCAGGGGUUCCGGCCAGUGAUCCUCACUCCAGGAGAUGCUAUGAAGAACCCACAGUAUGAGGUGGUGCAGAAGUUGAACCUCGGCCCUGAUCUGGAAAACGAGGUGUUCCGUUGGUUGGCCUGGGGCCACAUGGGAACCGGUCUACUGGCUGACUUUGAGUGCUUUCCUAUGGCGCGAUACGACGACUAUCUCCUGACGGCUCUCCGGCGGGGCAUGACACCCGAGUUCAUUACACGUUUUGACAAUUUCAAGGGCGGGCUCUAUUCGGCAGAAAAGCAAGUCAUUGACAAGGCAAUUCAAAGUGCCGUCGAUAAGCUGGACGACAAAUCUACCUCAUUCUCGGACCUGGUUGAUCCUGAAUUGUUCAAGGUGGAGCAGCCGACUGCCCUGGCGUACUAUAGGUCUUCCAACAUUAACUCACACUACCCGGCUGUGCACGAAAAGAUCAGCCAAAACCCCGCGGCUGGUCGACUACAGCUGGUGGAGCUGAUCAAUGCACACCUUCACAACACUUUUCAGAACGCUUUCCCGGCGGGCCUGGCAGUCCUGAAGCCCUUCCCUCAGUAUACUACGGCUCUGGUGGAGCCUGCACUGCGCUUGGCUAAAGCCCUCAUCCAGUGCCCGGAAUCUCCAGUGCCGAACUCCUGCCCGCCCAACAUUCCCGAAUGCCGUCCCUGUGGCUCUGCAAAGUCCCCCAUGCGGAUUAGUCAACCCUCCAGCUUCAAAAACACUUCAUUCCUAUUCACUAUCGGGACUCUGCCUCAUCCAUAUACUCUUGUCAGCUUGCAAAGGAGCUCCGAUGAGGUGACUACGCGCCAAAUCCGCCGUGAGACUGAGCGUGAUCCAUGGCUUGCCGACGUGACAAAGGAUCACCUUGGGGAGGACCUUGGCGCAUCAUCCCGGGGUGCAGUGUUUAAGCAGGUCGUUGCCGGUGAGCAGGCCGUUGCCAACUCGUUGUGGAUGACUGUCGAGUCCCUCCCCGCAGAGGCCGGCCAAAGUCUUCCGGGAGAUCUUUUGGAUGAAUUCGAGUGGCAAUUCGGAUUCAAAAUCCCACGCAGUGGCGCCAUCGAUCCGAAUACCGCAGGUGAUAAGGAGAGCGUCCAGAACAAGAACCCCAGCCAGCAGGGCGUGGGCAAGGAGUACGAGCUGAUCCAAAAGGCUCGCGAGAUCAUCAAGAGCAAAGACACCAACCAGAUCAACAUCAAGGAUGUUGCUGAAGCCUGGAACCUGGCGGAUGCUGAGGUGUGGCGAUUCGUGAAAGCUUAUCGGGCCCGAAGUGUCGUCGAGCGCAAGCAGUGGGAGGAGGAGGAGAAAGCUUUUGCUGGCUCCUCGGCAUAA
Messenger RNA from Penicillium canariense, 1797 nucleotides. RefSeq lists its product as uncharacterized. The record is from RefSeq and is a predicted model, not a curated record. Lineage: Eukaryota; Fungi; Ascomycota; Eurotiomycetes; Eurotiales; Aspergillaceae. The transcript has 2 exons. Bases 1 to 1797 code for a protein of 598 amino acids.